Messenger RNA from Trypanosoma grayi, 3756 nucleotides. Its product is annotated as putative dispersed gene family protein 1 (DGF-1). The coding region runs from base 1 to 3756 and encodes 1251 amino acids. The record is from RefSeq and is a predicted model, not a curated record. The transcript has a single exon. NCBI's taxonomy places the organism in Eukaryota, Euglenozoa, Kinetoplastea, Trypanosomatida, Trypanosomatidae.
AUGGUGCCACGCCUUUCACGAGUGGCCACGACGUUUGAGAACGAGGCAGAUAGUCACUCCUUCACGAAUGACACCGUAAAUGAAGAGAGCAGUGAAGGUGAUAGCUUCGGUGCCUCACUUUCCGCCUGUAUAGUUGCGUGUUUGCCGCAUGAGAAUGAGAAGGUGCCGAGACACUUGCUCUCUAUCAUUGUGCUCACCAACGGGACGAGCGUGUGGCGAGUGGAAGUGUAUGAAGACGGUACUUUCGCUGAGGACGAGUUCCGUGACUCAAAAGGCCACACCGGAAGCAUCGAAGAAUCAUCGCGCAGCAGCGGCUUGUCGUCGUGGCUCCCUUCGUGGCCAUGGGAUGGGAAACAGGCGAGACGCACUCGGUAUUUGGCUAUCAGUGCUGUACAACAGACACAGUACAUUGUGCUCUUCCGCAGCAACGGAUUACUGGAGCUUUUCGACAGCUACCUGCGUCCCGUGUGCCCCAUACCACCAUGCGUUUUGUCGAAGGAGGAGGUGCUUGUCUCUAACGUUGUAACACAAUGGUCAACGCUUGUCAAUGACGAUGUGCAUGUGAUCACGUGCUUUGGCGGAAAGGAGGUCCGUCGAUGUGUGUGGUCGCGUAUACCCGUCACCGAGACCAGUGACAGAGUCCCUUGUGCGCAAAAAAUGAUGAUCAACCCGCCAUCAGCGACCAGCGCACCAGUGGCAUGCGUCGCGUUGGACACAAGACGUCUCGCUCUUCUUUGGGACGUGGGUAUGGAGGAGGGUGUGUGCAUGCACUCCUCUAUCUCCAUUGGUUCGCUUAUGCAUAGCACUCAGCAAGGUCUCUCAGGUAUUCUGCAGGUCAUCACAGCACAAAAGGGGUUAGGGGAGGCAGAAGACCACAAUGCACGUGCCACCAAUGCUCGUGUGCUUAUGGAAAGAGCAGAAGUUUUCUUUUGCCAUUCUUCUCCGCUGCAUGCUCUGAUGUCUGUGGGAGAAGAGCUGGUUCUGAUCGAAAAGGUACAUUUAAACAUACGGGCGCAUGUGCUCUCCACUGAAAUGAGCCCACUCGAGCAGUUGGUAGAGAACGCCAUUGCCGUAGGCCGGCCAGUUAUGACGGCCAACCGCAACGUACUGCCACUCCCAUGGGUUCAUUUGAUCCCCGCUGUGGUUCGAAAUGAUAUUCGUCCUUCAUGCAGCAACACUCUGGCAUUUGAUGAGGGAGUUGAGUUGGCAGCAUCAUGUGCAGAAGGGGCAGAUAAUCUCGCGGCGCUGCUAAUCAGUGCGGUGCAGAGUGUGCCCGUCGCCUUAACUUUGGGAGGCUUUCAGCUUCUGCGGAGUGCAGCUCACCUACAAGGAUAUGUUCCCUCUGGCUUCGUUGACGACGCGGCGAUGAAAACGGCAGUUGAACAUGCCACAGCUUUUGUUGAAAUACCUUCGCGAAGUGCUUCCUUCUGCAGCUUCUCUCGGCGGUUUGUUCAGCACACCAUUUCGCGGGACCUUCUUUCGCGUAUAGCAUACCUCGUCUGCUCUUACAUUGGAUGGAUAGGAUCUGGCUUGGUCGACAUGACAAGUUUAGAACUGCCACGUAUACGUGUUAUUUUGGAGUUUCUCUCGGCUGCAUACCACGCGGUUGAUGUUGCUGGCCCCUUUACUGCGGCUAUUGCACCUGAGGUUGGUAAAACCGUUGUGGCCGAUGUACUAAAGGUGUUGCUGUGCUCCAAGCCAGACUGGGGCGAAGAAGGAGAGGAUGCACUCUUUGCUGUGUAUGUGGCAAAUCGCCUGCGACGGUGCGACGGGGCAGUGGGUAUGCGAGCCUCUGCGACGUGGUGUAACCUCCUCUCCCGUCGUUACCCAUGCUUACAGCACUUCCUCAUUCUUCGUGACCUGGAGGUGAGUCGAACAGCUCGCUCCUCACAACUGGUCUCUAUGUGUCUUGCUGUUUCUUUCCACCUGGCGAGUCUGCCAGCGGCCGUUGCUGUGCCGCUGCUUCUCGAGGGUGGUUUGUCUGCUUGCGGUAAAGGCGGUGCUUUACACACUGCCUUUUCUGACGUUGGAGCGGAGGAGUGGAGGGCGGUGCUCGCCAAUGUUUCCCUCGUUGCGAAGGUAUACCGAGUAGCGCUUCUGCGCCGCGUCAUCCCUCCUGAUGGAUCAAACUGUGCGUGUGUGAGUGGGUCGCUGGUACGAGAGUUGUUUUUGACGGAGUUAGUGGAGCUCGAGCAGUACGUGCGGCUUGCGGGCGGACCGGGCGCGAAGGUCUACCGGGCGCUUGUGGAGCUUCGCCUAGAGACACACAUGUUCCUUGCGCGGGCUGCUUUGGACGAGCCCAGCUUUAACGACUCAUUCCGUUCCUUGGCGGAGGUGCUGCGUUGCGCAGCCGAGCUGGACAUGACCCCCAUGUACAUGGAGCAGGUGCUACUGGUGAUUUGUGAGGUGGUCGAGUUGGCGUCCUCUUCGCAGGGGCUCCUUGAUGCCCUCGUUUCCCUCACGCACUCCAGCGCUGAGCUGGACAGCAUUCUUGCGUCCAAGUGGUACGCGUACACAGCACGACUUCCCACCAAGUCGGCGUCGCCGGCAGCCGACGUCACACGAUUGCGCGCGGCAACAGGACUCUAUCGCUACCUCUGCAAGCGCCACGCAUACGGGCAGGCUGGACGCAUGAUGACGGACCUUGCAACUGUUAUUCGUUGCUCUUCGCUUCGGUCGAGCUCUGUUGAGGCCGUGCUAGAGAUCACUGCCCUCGCGGUGACAGCGGUUGAGCUGAUUGCGCCCACUGCGCCAUUGCAAUUACAGCAGGAUGACAGGGAGACGUCCAUGCUCACCGCAUACGGCUCACCCACGUACCCACAUUCACCGGAGCAAGCGUCUCCAAAGGGACCAUUGAACCGUGAACAUCUCCCGUGGUUGCGUCGCCGUCAUUAUCAGGCAUUCUGCGAGCGAAAACUAAUGGAUGCCAGCCGACGUGUGGAUUGCACGGACCUUUGGAUUGAAAAUCCACCGGCGGCGGCGUAUGCAGCAGCUGUGAAGCGAUUUGUGGAGGCGCUGAUGGAGUCGCGUUUUUGGCCAGAAGCCAGGCGUUUUGCGGCUAUGACUGGUUACGAUGUUGGUCGGGUUUUGCAGGAACAUGUAUUGGACCUGCUAGCCUUUACGGACUAUACGACCGACGAAGAGGCACUAGAAGAGUGGUGCGAACUGAUUGAGGGGUGUGAGGAGUUCUCUUCGCCGUUAAAUAGAUUUGGUCCGUUGCGGAGCACUGUCGUCACAGCGUUGGUCACCAAUUUCGAGAAUACUCACCCUGCACUCCUUGCUUCCCUCGAGCGUGCUGAUCGCUAUGAAGCGAUGCACGCGCUCCUUGAAGUUGCCGAAACACUGCUCUGCAGACGGACGGAAGCGAUGAGGGUGAAGGCGAGGUUGAAUGAGGAGGAGUUUCAAGGACCUUCGUCGUGUCUUGUGACCAAUGAUAACGCUGACAAAAGCGGUGGCGGCUGCAGCAGUGGCAGAAACACCUUCAGCAUCACGCAACCUUGGCUGCCUUUGGUGGAGUCCCUCCGAAUUGGCACCGGUGUCCUCAUGGACUCUCUCCACGGCAACACGAGAGAAGGAGGGCUGAGUGAUGCGUCCAUGACGGCUGGCAUCUUCGAUCCUAUGGCCUGUAGGGCACUUGAGCUUCUGAACUCUCCGUUGCUGCUGGAUCAGUUGGUCACGGUGCAGGGGGCGACUGUCGUCAAGACGUUUUUGCAGUCAUUUGAGGAAUUCAAGAGGGCAAAAUUGGUCUUGGCGUAG